AUGCGCAUGCCCAGUUCAUUUGCAUAGAUCCGGGGUUUCCGACAUCAUUGGGAUAGUAAUGGCGGCCACGAUGUUCUGAAACAUCUCGGAUUGUACGGUUACACAACGUACUGUUAUGACCAAAUACUAAACAUAACCAUUAACUAACGAAAGAAGAAGUAUCCUAGACCAUGUCUAAUCAACAGUCGGCUAAGACAAGCUUAAAAUCAAGCGGGUUAUUCGACAACGAUAGGUCGCCAUCGAUUUCGGAAUCCGACUCAGAAGAAGAAGAAGAUGAUGAUUUAGACAACGCAAGCCUCGAAAGUGCAGCCGCGAUGGAGUACAUUCUGAACACCAAGCGGAGUGAAUUAACCUCUAAGCUGAUGCUUCCGGGCUCAGAUGGUCUUAGUAAAUAUGAUUUGCACAAAAUGGACCCUGAGACCCAAGCACGAUUGGGUGCUCUCUUUGAGGCUGCAGGAAUGGGGAAACUGGCCGACGGCAAGGUGUUUGCUGACCCCGAGGUGCUGCGGCGAUUGACGUCCUCAGUUAGCUCAGCACUGGAUGAGGCUGCUGCGGCCCUUACUAGAAUGAGGGCUCAGAACAGCACUUUGCCGUCAUCUCCAAACCACACUGGAGAAACAGGAGACCUAUCGUUUUUAGGGGCUCGCAGCCUUGCUGAUGCCUGCUUAGAGGGUGACGUUGGGGCGGUGCGUCAGCUGCUGGAAGAAGGCUGGAGUGUACAUGAGCCAACUGACGAAGGGGAGAGUCUCCUCUCACUGGCUUGCUCUGCAGGCUACUAUGAGCUAGUGCAAGUCCUGCUAGCCAUGGAGGCAAGCGUUGACGACCGAGGAAGCAAGGGCGACUGUACUCCGUUGAUGGAGGCAGCCAGUGGUGGUUAUGUUGAGAUUGUCAAGCUGCUAUUAGACAACAUAGCUGACGUGAAUGCCCAGUCACAGGCCGGAAACACUGCCCUCAUCUACGCUUGUUGUGGGGGGUAUGAAGAUGUUGUCAAGCUCUUACUGGAACAUGGUGCCGAUAUAGAGGUCCAUAAUGAGAAUGGGCACACCCCGCUGAUGGAGGCGGCCAGUGGUGGUCAUGUGGGUGUGGCUAAACUGUUGCUGGAAAAUGGAGCGUGCAUCAACUCCCAUUCCAAUGAGUUCAAGGAGAGUGCUCUGACACUUGCCUGUUACAAAGGUCACCUGGAUAUGGUGAAAUUCUUGCUAGAUGCUGGGGCUGACCAGGAACACAAAACAGAUGAAAUGCACACAGCUUUGAUGGAGGCUUCCAUGGAUGGGCACGUAGAGGUAGCACGGCUCCUCUUGGACCAUGGUGCACAGGUUAACAUGCCAGCUGACAGCUUUGAGUCCCCCCUGACCCUUGCGGCUUGCGGUGGGCAUGUCGAGCUGGCAACCUUGCUGAUUGAGAGGGGUGCUUACCUGGAGGAAGUCAACGAUGAAGGGUAUACGCCAUUAAUGGAGGCGGCAAGGGAAGGCCAUCUGGAGAUGGUGUCACUCCUACUAGACCAUGGUGCUGACAUUCAUGUCCAGACAGAAGAGACUCAGGAGACAGCUCUCAGCCUAGCAUGCUGUGGAGGUUUCCAGGAUGUAGCUGCCUAUCUGCUGCAAGCUGGUGCCGAUAUUGAGCAAGGCUCGUCCACUCCACUCAUGGAGGCAGCCCAGGAAGGUCAUGUGGAUCUUGUAAAGUUUCUUCUUGAACAAGGGGCUGACGUUAACGCUACCACAGCCACUGGAGACACUGCUCUAUCCUUUGCUUGUGAAAAUGGCCAUACAGAUGUUGCUGAUGUCUUGCUUCAGUCUGGCGCUGACCUGGAACAUGAAUCAGAAGGUGGACGCACUCCUCUCAUGAAGGCAGCCAGGGCAGGGCACCUCUGCACGGUACAGUUUCUGAUAAGCAGAGGCGCUGAUGUAGACCGACAGACCUCUAACAAUGACCAUUCUGUGCUCUCUCUUGCUUGUGCUGGUGGUCACUUGGCUGUUGUGGAGUUGCUGCUUGCUCAUGGCGCUAACCCAUACCAUAAGCUAAAGGAUGGAUCCAACAUGGUUAUUGAGGCAGCAAAAGGAGGGCAUGCAGCUGUUAUAUGUUACCUUCUUGAAAACCCCAUUCCUGGAACUCCUCCUGACCUUCAGCUAUCAAUGCAUACGUCUAUGGCCAUCCCUUCUGUGCCACCCCCCAGGGUUCCUCCAACUCAUGCCAGUCAACCUCCAGUUCUUGAACAUCAAGAUCUGUUACCAGACUUGAGUGCGUUUGGUCCUGAAGGUCUUGCUCUGGGUCAGCUGCCUCUAGCACCUCCCACCUCGCCGCUCUGUGAAUUACAGGAGUCUCUGCUACUUCCAGAUAUGCCAAUUACAUCUUCGGCAAUGGCUCCUACCUUCCCUUUGUUGAGCCAAUCAAUUCCAAGCAUGUCAACUACAAACAAUGCACAUGUGACAUCAAUCGCUGUCCAGACGGAUAACAAAGUAAUAACAGAGAAGUUACAGCUGAUUCAGGGAAAGCUUGCAAAGGCGUUAAAAAAUGCAAACAUCCCUCUUGACUCGAAUGUUAUCCCCAAGGAGCUACUCACCACCGACCUAUCCCAUUUUGACCUUGACGGGGAUGAUGUGCCGGCCCCACCUGCUCCCUUCUUGGUACCCAACAUGUGUGGAGAGCUAACACCUGAAGAACAUGCCCAGUUGGAAGGCCUGAUGGUCGCAGAGCCUGCUCAGACACUGCACGACACAAUUGGGGACAUGCUUUCUAAUUCAUCCAGCAAUGACAGCUCUCCACCUACGCCUCCCGAACUCAGCACCUCGUCGCUCCCUCUCACGCCUAGCCCAUCACCUGUCUCACCUCCUUUCACUGCAGCCUUUGACGUGGACCAGCAGACUGACAGCAACCAUGACACGGCGCUAACUCUGGCAGCAGCCGGUGGCCAUGAUGAGCUAGUGCAGCUAUUGCUAGCCAAGGGUUCUGACAUUGAGCACAGAGACAAGAAAGGCUGUACUCCUCUUAUCCUGAGUGCGACUGCUGGCCACAACUCCACUGUGGAGAUCCUGAUGGAACAUGGAGCGGAUAUUGAGGCGCAGUCGGACAGAACUAAAGACACUGCGCUCUCUUUGGCUUGCUCAGGCGGUAGACAAGAGGUUGUUGAGCUGUUAAUUGCCAAAGGUGCCAACUUUGAGCACCGUAACGUGUCAGACUACACCCCGCUCAGUCUUGCCGCAUCUGGAGGCUACGUUGGCAUCAUCAAGCUGCUCCUCAGUCAUGGUGCAGAGAUCAACUCCCGCACUGGCAGCAAGCUGGGUAUCUCCCCCCUUAUGCUAGCUGCCAUGAAUGGACACACGUCUGCUGUCAAGCUGCUGUUGGACAUGGGUAGUGACAUCAAUGCACAGAUCGAGACCAAUAGGAACACAGCACUGACGCUGGCGUGCUUCCAGGGGCGCCAUGAGGUUGUGAGCCUGCUAGUGGACAGGAAGGCAAACAUUGAGCACCGGGCCAAGACUGGGCUCACACCCCUGAUGGAAGCAGCCUCUGGUGGCUACGUCGAGGUGGGCCGUAUCCUCCUCGACAGGGGUGCUGAUGUGAACGCCCCUCCUGUACCCUCAUCCCGGGACACUGCCCUCACCAUUGCCGCUGACAAGGGCCACUACAAGUUCUGUGAGCUACUGCUGUACCGUGGUGCCAUGGUGGACGUGAAAAACAAGAAAGGCAAUUCUCCUCUCUGGCUAGCUGCUAACGGUGGUCACCUUGAGGUCUGUCAGCUUCUGUUCAGCUAUGGUGCAGACUUUGACAGUCAGGAUAACCGCAAGGUGACGGUGUUGAUGGCAGCAUUCCGCAAAGGACAUAUUAAGGUUGUCAAAUGGCUUGUCAAACACGUCCAUCAGUUCCCAUCAGACUCGGACUGCACUCGAUUCAUCAGCACAAUUUCUGAUAAGGAUCUGUUGAAACGCUGCCAUCAGUGCAUGGAGAUCAUUGUCACUGCCAAAGAUCGUCAGGCAGCAGAAGCCAACAAAAACGCCUCAAUCCUCUUAGAGGAGAUUGACCUGGAAAAAGAACGGGAGGAGCUGAAGAAAGCUGCCGCUGCCCGCCGCAGGGACAAGAAGAAACAGAAGAAGAAGAAGAAGCUCACACAGGACAAGGAUGUGGAGACUGAAAACAAGAACAACGAGGAGAAAGAGAAGCUGGAGGAUGAUGCCGACCAGGAUCACCAGAGUAACGACAGUGAAGGCGAGGGUAGCAAUGAGAGAACCAAGUCACCUAUCUCGUCUAUCAUUGACAAUACCAACUCUCAGAAAAGUGACACCGACAGGAAGCUAUCGUCUGAUACCUUGGGUACCUUGACAACUAUGGCCAUCUCUGCAGCUAUUUCCUCCUCCUCAGCCACCAAGCCCCUUGAUGUGUCGAGCGUCAUCACGUCAGAGUUCACGAAAGCAGUGGCGUCCACCAUCAUGACCAUAACCCAGGCCACCCCCCACAGUGCGCUAUCGCCCAUCACCGUUGCCACGGCAGCGGCUCAGUGUCUGGCCGUUACCCUGACAACAUCUCACCCUAUUACCAAGAUGUCAGUGAUGCCGAGUCCCAAGAAGGGCAAGCGGCAUGAGGAGGGAUGGAAGGAGGUUGUGCGAAGAUCUAAGAAGAUGUCUGUUUCGUCGUCGGUGGUGAGCCGCAUCAUUGGACGUGCAGGGUGCAACGUGAACGCCAUCCGCGAGACGACAGGCGCGCACAUUGACAUCGACACUAGUCGUCAGAAGAGUACUGGAAGCUGUAUUAUUACUAUAAAGGGCCCUGCAGAUGCCACCCGCCAAGCACACCACCUCAUAUCCGCACUGAUCAAGGACCCAGAGUGUGACAUCAAUGAUGUGCUACCUCGCCGCAAGACUCCAUUGUCACCACGCACCCUCAGCUCCUUCCCAAUAGCAACUAGCAUGACUACUGUGACCACAGUGACUUCCUCUGCCAAACCCCUAAUCCGAGAAACCUGUGCUGCAACACUACCUAGCCCAGCCCUCAAGCUCUCCGGCAAGACAAAGCCAACCCCAGCCAUCCCCUCAUCAGGUUCCACUGCCAUCACAGCCAAGACUACAACCUCUGGGAGCAACCACGAGAAAGUCAAUGCUGCUUCUCAUAUACCAAGCUCUGCCAAGUGGGGGUUGACAGCACAUGGUGGGGGAAAGAAGAAGUCCCCAGGAAAGAGUGAACACAUCCUGGGUAAUGGCGUCCCAACUUCUUCUUCCAAGCGCUAUAUCUCCGGCAAACUGGUCACAACUACCACGGUGACAACCAUGGUUAUCAGCACUCCCAGGAUAUCUCCUGCUAAGAGACAGCUCUUCCCGGACAAGACAGUGGUAGUGACUACCCAGUCAACAACCAGUAAGACCAAGCGUGUGCCCAGUAGCUCGCUAAGCUACUCCUCAGUGGCUAUGGGUGCUCAGGGUGGACCGGAUCCUUCACAACCAACGGCACUGGCUAAGCCUGUAGUAAAUGGACCAGUCAUCUCCAAACCAUCAGCAAUGGUGACCUGCACUGUGGCACCGAAUGUGGCAAUGCCGGCAUCGACAGUAGUGAACACCUCCUCCUUGCCAACAGCCUUCAGUAACCUGUUGUCCCAUGUUAGCCAAACCCUGAGUCCUAGCAUCUGGAACAACAUCUCUCACCCCAGCUCGUUUAACCCUGACAUGCCGAAGCCCUCAACCAAUAAUGACCCUGUCUCGCAACCACUCUUCAUUACAACCCCUGGGGCAUUGUUUACCCCGUUGCCGCAUGAGACCAGCGCAACAUCACCUCCCUACACGUCCGCUUCUCCUGUCCCCACCACCACCCCCUCAGCGUCAAGCUCUCCCACCAUCUCUCCUAUUGGCAGCUCCCUAGCGCAGUGUAGCACAGUGGACUCGAUGGAUAAACCUUCACUGAGACCGAUAGGUACAGAGAGGGCGUGUCGUAGGGCCACGGCAAGUCCACUGCCUUCAAUGCCUGGGAUAUCGCCUCUGAUUGGAGGAGACGGCGCCCCGCCUCCAGGAGUGUGGAGCUACUCGUAUGCCCCAGAGCGCGCGGUUUCUGGCGGAUGGUCCACUGCUCCUGGUCACCAGGCUCCCUCGUCUCAGCUGGUUGGUAAUGGCGACUCGGUUCCAGUCCCUGAAUCAGAGCAAUUCGGUGUGAAUCCUGGAGACACUCUACAGAGCUUUCUAGAACGCCUCUCCCUCGGCAGCCAUCUGAGUCUGUUUCAGAAAAAUGAGAUCGACCUUGACGCCCUGAUGCUGAUGUCGGAGAAAGACUACGCAGACAUUGGGCUACCCAAGGGUCCCCGAGUCAAGCUCUUGAACAGCACUCGAAGACUGUACCCAGAGGUGAACGAGUUCAGCUCGGCAACCACGCCAACAUCGCCACCGCCACCUAACCCCCGUCCCGUGGGGAGGGCUGCGCGCUGGAGUCACCAGCCCCCAGAACCUCCCACGACAUUGACCACCACAGGGAUACCGUAUGGUAAUAAACGAAUCCCCGGUCGUGACGCUGAUCCAAACAAACAGCAACCCUGGAAAGCCUGGAGUAGAACUUCGGUGUAGACUUGUGAUGUGAUACUGCGACAAGGACUACGUUACGUUUGAUGUUACAUUGGGAAAAGUGUCGUAGACAUGCGCGACACUUGCACUGCUGUAAUAAUAAGUAAAUAAACCUGAAAAUUGACAUUG
Molecule: messenger RNA, 6662 nt
Organism: Nematostella vectensis (starlet sea anemone)
Lineage: Eukaryota; Metazoa; Cnidaria; Anthozoa; Actiniaria; Edwardsiidae
Product: ankyrin repeat domain-containing protein 17
Exons: 25
Coding region: 171-6536 (2121 amino acids)
Biological process (GO): innate immune response
Cellular component (GO): cytoplasm
Molecular function (GO): RNA binding; protein binding
Source: RefSeq, a predicted model, not a curated record